AUGUCCAUCAACUACUCUGCCCAUCCCCACAUUGUCAACGGCGUCUUUUCCCUUGCCGACCGGCCGUCGCUGAUCGCCUGGCGAGCCGUGGCCGACGAGUUUGCCGACCAAGCCGACCCCGUCCUGGUGGGCCAUGUCACUUCGACACUCACCGAUCGCAAGGCAGAUGAGACCCCGACAGUUGUCGCCGCUUUUGGCUGCAACGACCUCCGCCUGCAGUGGAUGCCCCAUGGCGAUGAUCCCUUCGACUCGGACUAUGAGCCCUCGUCAGACGGCGAGGGUGGAAUCAGUGAGAUUGAUUCAGAGUUCGAGGAUAGCGACGACGCCAUGAGCGUCGAUGAAGAUGACGAGCUCUCGGAGGCGGCACAAGCUCGUCACGACUUCAAGGUCAAGACUGCGAUUGAAAUCGAUGCCGGCUUGCGUCUCCUGGAGCACGCGCGGGUCCUCGACAUCCACGGAUACGGCGGCAUGCGAUACGAGGAGUUUGAAACGGCACUGCAAGGCCCUCUCAGCGCUGUCGAGACGCUCCGGGUCUUCGACACGUCUCAACUCACACUGUACACGCGUGCACCCCACACAAUCGUCUUCUUCAAGCCGAUACCCUCGUAUGUCAACCCGCGGACUCACAAACUCGUUUACCACUAUACUGGUACAGUAGACGAUAUCAAGACGGCACUUCUGCCAGAUUGGGAGCCCACCCGUCCGAGUCGAGGACAUGUCGAAGCACCGAUCGGUUUUCUGUUCAUGCUCAUCCAAGGCCCUAGCCCAGGGGAGGUGUGGAAGGGUGGGUAUAGGACGUCAGAGAAGCCCAUUAUUGAGGCGGCCAUCGAACUGGACGCUACGUACAACGGUCCAUCAGAGCUGUACCGGUACUCUCGAACGUUUGUUGGGGGUCGAAAGCUGGUCCUAUCAACACUUGGCCUUCCACCCGAUGCAACGUCGGCCGACAUUGCAGCAGCCACCAGCGCAGCUGGCGCUCCCAAUGUGAAGUUCCUCACACCCGAGGAGUACGAGGCAGAGAUCGGGCCAGAGCAGUUUGCCUUCGAGACCCAGGCGGAUCCAUACAAUGGCCCUAGGGUAGUCUUUCACGAGUAA
Messenger RNA from Vanrija pseudolonga, 1095 nucleotides. RefSeq lists its product as uncharacterized. Bases 1 to 1095 code for a protein of 364 amino acids. Lineage: Eukaryota; Fungi; Basidiomycota; Tremellomycetes; Trichosporonales; Trichosporonaceae. The record is from RefSeq and is a predicted model, not a curated record. The transcript has a single exon.